Messenger RNA from Acinonyx jubatus (cheetah), 1301 nucleotides. RefSeq names its product olfactory receptor 4A47-like. Gene Ontology annotation, biological process: G protein-coupled receptor signaling pathway. Gene Ontology annotation, cellular component: membrane. NCBI's taxonomy places the organism in Eukaryota, Metazoa, Chordata, Mammalia, Carnivora, Felidae. The record is from RefSeq and is a predicted model, not a curated record. Gene Ontology annotation, molecular function: olfactory receptor activity; G protein-coupled receptor activity. Bases 372 to 1301 code for a protein of 309 amino acids. The transcript has a single exon.
UGUGCGCCUUUCCGUGGAAUUCUCUUGUCCUCCUUUUUUGUCCUUCCACUUUUGCUUUAGAUAACUCAGCUAAAGCAUUGCUUCCUCUGGCAGGUCUUCAUUGAUUGCUCUUUGAUUGAUAUAUUCCUACACUGUGUGUCACUUAUUACAUUGGCGAUCAUUAUGUAUGCUCUUUCAGAGUGUAGGAAACCAUGGCUUAUUUAACUUGGGAAUCACAGCACCAGUGAAAUACUCCACACAAACAGGUAGUCUUCUACUUUUUUUAAAUUGAUGAAUCAAUAAAAGAUUAAUCUUAUUAUGCAUUUAAGUUUCCCUCCUUGUUUUCUAGGAAACCUACAUCUAAUAUGUGAAUCAGGUCCUAUGCAGACUGGAUGGAAUCAAAGAACAACGUAACUUUCUUUGUCCUCCUGGGCCUCACACAGGAUGGAAAGGAACAGAAGUUUCUGUUUGUUAUAUUCUUGCUCUUCUAUAUUUUGACGGUGGUGGGCAACCUGCUCAUUGUGGUGACUAUAGCUGUCAGUAAGACGCUGGGCUCCCCUAUGUACUUGUUUCUUGCUAACUUAUCUUUUAUGGAUGUCACUUAUUCGUCUUGCAUUUCCCCCAGAUUGAUUUCGGACUUGUUCUUUGGGGAAAAUACCAUAUCCUUCCAAUCUUGUAUGACCCAGCUAUUUGUAGAGCACUUUUUUGGUGGAUCAGAGGUCUUUCUUCUGCUGGUGAUGGCCUAUGACCGCUAUGUGGCCAUCUGUAAGCCCUUGCAUUAUUUGGUUGUCAUGAGACAGUGGGUGUGUGUUGUGCUCCUGGUAGGCUCCUGGGUUGGAGGUUUUCUGCAUUCAGCCAUUCAAGUUAGCACUAUUUAUAGUCUCCCAUUCUGUGGUCCCAAUGUCAUUGAUCAUUUCACCUGUGAAAUGUACCCCUUAUUGAGACUUGCCUGUACUGACACAUAUGUCAUUGGCCUGUUAGUGGUGGCCAACGGAGGGAUGAUGUGCACAAUUGUGUUUGUGCUCUUGCUCAUCUCUUAUGGUGUCAUCUUGCACUCUCUAAAGAACCUUAGUCUGGAAGGGAGGCGGAAAGCCCUCCAGACCUGUGGUUCCCACAUCACUGUGGUGGUCUUCUUCUUUGUGCCAUGUAUUUUCAUGUACGUGAGACCUGCUAAGACCUUCCCUAUUGACAAAUCAGUGAGUGUGUUUUAUACAGUCAUAACCCCCAUGCUGAACCCCCUGAUCUACACUCUGAGAAAUUCUGAGAUGACAAAUGCUAUGAAGAAGCUCUGGAUGAGACAUGUGUUUUCUGUUGGUGUGUAA